Molecule: messenger RNA, 3572 nt
Organism: Linum trigynum
Lineage: Eukaryota; Viridiplantae; Streptophyta; Magnoliopsida; Malpighiales; Linaceae
Source: the annotation of a GenBank genome assembly
CGAAAAAUUCAUAAGGACUAUACUAACUACGGAUCCAGAGGAGGGCUGGGCCGGGGCCCGGGGUGGCCACCCCCUGGAUCUGCCACUGAUGGUAAAUGACAUUUCUUGUAUUCCUAUUAUCAUGUAUUCAAUAAUUACACUAUGUAUGUUCAUACCACUAUGAUACACUUUCAUACCACAUGGUAUGAUCUUAUGCGAUACCAAACAUUACCACCAUGGUAUAGAUAUUGAUAAUAAGUAUCUUUUUUUUGUUCCAAAAUGUAUAUCAUUUUGAAAAACACAAUUAAUCUUAUUUAUCUGUGAAAAAAAUUAAAUUACGACUUAUAACAAAAGAGAAAUAACCCGUUACUAUUUAUAAGAAAAAAAAAUUAGAGAUAGUUUAUAGAUGAUAUGACAGGUUACAAUUUUCAUGCGAACCAAAGGUAAGAUAGCCUAACGAUAAAUCUGUCGCGACAGUGAAUACUUGAGAGUUGCAGAUUCUAGGUUCAAAUUCAAGCGAGGCCCGUUAGUGUCGUCGAAGGUACAAAUAUACGCUACUAUUUUUCUUAACGAAAAAAUAUAAUUUUCUUUCAUUGAUAUUAUUUUAUAACUCAGAUAAAAUAAUCUAAUUAAAAUAAGGUAAAUCUGACAAAAUUCAGUUUGGAUAUAUAUUUUAAAAAAUUUACAUUGAAAACUUCUUAAAUUAUUUUACAUAAGAGUAAAUAGUGCUUUUAAUAGUUAAUCACUAAAAUACUUAAUUCUUUUUUUAAACACACUUGUAACAUCUCGAACCAGAGACCUCCAGUUAAUAUACAAUGUUUCUUAUAAAUUGUGAUGAACUCUUCCUUCGAUACUUUAUCAAUACAUAGUUUCUUGAAAGUGUUACACUUCACUAAGAACUCCAACAAGAAACUACUUGAAAAAAACAAAAAAAAUUAAACAGCAUCAAACCUGCCAUAUUUACUAAUGAUUAGGAAUCCAAAUGGUUCUUCAACUUUGGCCGCAUAUGCUCUUUUUUAUUUCACUUGGCCGCAGAUGUACAUGCCUUAAAAAGUCUACUACAGCUUUUCUUAGUAUUUACUGAGCUAUAUAUAUCGACCUGCAAAAUCCCAAUAAUCAUAGAAAGAAAUCAGGCACACAUAACGUACGAUUAAGAUUUAAGACUUUCCUUCUUUCACGUCGAUCACCAACCAAACCAAACCAAACCAAGCCAAUAAAAAUGGAGUUCAACGUCAAGACUUUCCUUCUCCUCGGCCUUCUCCUCGUCGCGUCUCUCCUCGCGCCUUCAGCUUCAGCAGCCGGGCGACCAGAAGUACUGAAGGGUCAGUAAAAAUAUUAUUAUUAUUAUUACUAGCACUUUGCUAAGAUGAUUUACAAGUUAUCGUGAUUUGGAAGAAAUGAUUUACCGCGCUUUCAUCAAGCGGUUUACCGUUUGAUGAAACGAUGGAUCGGGUGAACUAUUGUUAGUGAAAUAAACAUAUCAAAUUAGAGACAUACAAUAUUAAUAUAUGGUGAUAGAUGAUGAUCCAGAAAAGUUCACAAGUUUCUUUUUCUAAAAAUUACAGAAAAAAAUAUGUAUAUAAUUUUGUAGAGUAGAACUAAUUCGUUUUGUUUUUCCGUACAACUUCUUAAAACAAUAUAAAUAAUUAAAGAGAUGUAAGCCAACUAAAAAAAUGUCAUUUUUUUUUUGCUUGUUUUUGUGCCAGAAGCAAAUGGUGGUGGGAAGGCAACAAUCUACCCAAACAAAAGGAGGACCUGUGCGUGGGUGGAUACUUGUGCAUUUGGUUGCUGUGAUUGUUUCGACUACGGAGCGUGCAGCAAGUGUUGUUAAAUCUUUUAACCCAUGUAAGCCUACUUUUAUAAAUAAAUAAACCACAGCCAAUUUCAAAGAAAACUUGCAUAAAAUUUCAAUGGGGUAUGGUGCUCACGGUCUAUCUGCGAGAACAAACUUAUAGGCAUUCAUGGUUGAUGAAAGCUUAUGUGAGAUAGUUCUUGCAAAUGAACCGUGAGCACUAUAACGAAAUUGGCAAUUCAGGUGUCUUAAUGAAAGUUUCUAGUAGGCUACCAGCCAUAUAAAAGAAAAAAGUUAUUGACAUUGAAAUUCUCCAAGUAAUGUUUUUUUUUUUUAAUUUCGAUUUUGCCAUGCAGAGAAUCGAUCAAGACAUGGCAAUGAUUCGAAUGAAAGAUCUCGAGACCGAGAGAGAGAGGCAGGGUUGGGUUGCAGAAAUACAAGCGUCGUCGAUGUUGUACGAGUUUACGUCGUUUUUAUUGAGUUGACUGUAUUGUUCAACGAUGAAUAAUUUGGUUAUUAUACAACUGUUUUAACGGGUUUCUCCCGCCAUGCUUUGUUGUGUCGUUUACUUCACGUUGACUUUUGUUUGCUGUGUGGUUUGUUUUUCAUCGUGAGCGUUUUCUCUUCAUAUAUGUACCUGUGUUUCUGAUGGAUUAUAUAUACAGUAUGCUUAUUAUAUCACAUUUUCCAUACAUCGCAAGCUCCUUUUGCGAAGCGAAAUUUUGGGUUUGUCGAAGUCGUCACCGAACCUUACCCAUAGGAAGAUUUAUGGCAAAAAUAUUACACCUUUUUCUGCAAAAUUUUAGUUUCAGUGAAGGAUGGUGACUAUAUAUGGACAUCUCCUGAUUAAUGGAAAGUGAUGCUCUUAGGCUUCAAACCCGCUAAAUCGUGUCAAGUCCUUGCAACGAUAUGGUUGUGAAGCUACAUUGUAGACUCAUGCCGCGAUUACUGGAGGGAAGAAGUCGUCGCCGGAUCAGUAGCACAGCGCCGAUUCGCCGACGGGGUGAACCGAGCCUUGAGGUCCCACCGGGCGGAGACUCUGGACGCCCUGAGAUUAGGUUUCUACUUGUACACGAUGGACGAGGAAGCGUGGAAUUGGGUGGAAUUCGGGUUCCACAAGCGGGUGAAGGAGCUGAUUUUGUGGUCCUGCUUCUCCUACUCUGCCCCCGACCACCACCUCGUCUCCCUCCCCCGGCCUCACCGCCGAAUUCCUCGCCGGACAGGAUCGCUCAGGAAGCGGUGGACCACAUCCUGAACAACUCGUCCAAUUUCCCUUUCCUGCAGCGAUUGUGUAUCUGCGAGUCCAAUUUCGACGGGGAGGUCAUCCGAAUCCGUCACAGCAAACUACAAUGCUUGGAUUUUACUCCACCUGUACGGCGUGCUCAGGAUCGAGCUCCUCCCCGCUCCGCGUCUUGCCAAAUUCAAGGUCGCUGGAAAUUGUGCCAGGUUGGUUAGGGAAGACACGGUAAUCUACUUUGGGGAAGACCUGCCUCAACUUCGCGAGGCGUCGUUUCUCGGCAUUCUCCGCCACGUACCGCGCGGCUGCUGCUACCUCCCGUGGUCUCCUGCUGAAUUCGACAGGUUCGCAGCGCGACUGGAGCGCCUGACGCUCGAGGUGCCCCAACCUGUUGUUCGUCGUCCCCUGUUGGAUUGGUUGCGGUUUAAGAACCUCAGAGUCCUGGAUUUGCUCGUAUCUGAUGUCCGUGAUUGUCUAAUUAGAGUUUCACUGUGUAAUUUAAGUGCUUGCUAAUGGGUGUUAUCAAUCUGGACAAACUCUCAGAAAUAGAAAGGAGAAUUUUUU